Messenger RNA from Catharus ustulatus (Swainson's thrush), 483 nucleotides. Its product is annotated as protein reprimo-like. The coding region runs from base 1 to 330 and encodes 109 amino acids. NCBI's taxonomy places the organism in Eukaryota, Metazoa, Chordata, Aves, Passeriformes, Turdidae. The record is from RefSeq and is a predicted model, not a curated record. The transcript is spliced from 2 exons.
AUGUCCAAAGGUCUGAACGGCUCCUCGGCGGCGGCGGGGCUGCUGGCGGGGGCCGGGGGAGCGGCGCUGGAGCUGGAGCGGGCGCUGCGCUGCUGCACCGCCGCCUCCGUGGUGACCGACGGCAGCGGCGCGGCGGGCGACGAGCGCAGCCUGUACAUCAUGCGGGUGGUGCAGAUCGCCGUCAUGUGCGUGCUGGCCCUCACCGUGGUGUUCGGCAUCUUCUUCCUCGGCUGCAACCUCCUCAUCAAGUCCGAGGGCAUGAUCAACUUUCUGGUCAAGGACCGCCGCCCGUCCAAGGAGGUGGAGGCGGUGGUGGUGGGGCCGUACUGACCGCAGCGCUGAGCCCUCCCGGGCUCGGCUCCCAGCUUUUCCUUCUGAAAAAAACAGCAGCCCGAUGGAUCCGGCGUGCCGGAGGUCGGGACAUGCUCGGGGUGGCCGGAGCCGCCCAUCCCGGCCCGUCCCAGCCCGGCCCGGCCCGGCCCG